Penicillium oxalicum is the source of this 3000-nucleotide messenger RNA. RefSeq names its product Hsp70 family protein. Gene Ontology annotation, molecular function: ATP binding; ATP-dependent protein folding chaperone. Lineage: Eukaryota; Fungi; Ascomycota; Eurotiomycetes; Eurotiales; Aspergillaceae. Gene Ontology annotation, biological process: endoplasmic reticulum unfolded protein response; cellular response to hypoxia; negative regulation of hypoxia-induced intrinsic apoptotic signaling pathway. The coding region runs from base 1 to 3000 and encodes 999 amino acids. The record is from RefSeq and is a predicted model, not a curated record. The transcript has a single exon. Gene Ontology annotation, cellular component: endoplasmic reticulum chaperone complex.
AUGGUUUCCACGAGUCGCGGGCGACUAUUUUCGUCGCCAGUUCUAUCAAUCGUUGUCCUUCCUUUCCUGAUAUUGCUCGCCUCGUUCACGAGCCCUGUAUCAGCAGCCGGCUCGGCAGUUCUUGGAGUUGAUGUUGGAACCGAAUAUUUCAAGGCCACGCUGGUAAAGCCAGGGAUACCGCUCGAGAUUGUUCUAAGCAAAGACUCAAAACGCAAGGAAUCCGCCGCGAUCGCAUUCAAGCCAACGAGAGAUAGCAGUGCACCUUUCCCCGAACGAUUCUACGGUGGUAACGCUCUAGCCCUGGCGGCUCGGUUCCCAGACGAUGUGUACAUCAACCUGAAAACUCUCUUGGGCGUUUCCUUCGAGGACGGAAACAAUGAGGCCGUCAAGGGCUAUUGGAGCCGGUAUCCCGCUUUGAACCUUGAGGCAGCCCCCGGUGACCGAGGAUCGGUCGCGUUGCGGAGUCAUCGCCUGGGUGAAGAGCAAAAGAAGACGGCGUUCCUCGUCGAGGAAAUCUUGGCAAUGCAAUUGAAGGAGGUCAAGUCCAACGCUGAUGCGCUUGCUGGCAAGGGCUCCGAUGUUCGCGACGUCGUCAUCACGUAUCCUGCUUUCUACACCGCGGAGGAAAAGAGAAGUCUUACCCUCGCUGCGGAAUUGGCCGGCCUGAAGGUCCAGGCUCUGAUCAGUGAUGGUCUCGCCGUAGGAUUAAAUUACGCCACUACCCGAAAGUUCCCUAGUGUGUCAGACGGCGAGAAACCUGAGUACCACAUCGUUUUUGACAUGGGUGCUGGUUCAACUACUGCUAGCGUUCUGCGCUUCCAGAGCCGCAAAAUCAAGGACGUUGGAAAGUUGAACAAGACCGUGCAAGAAAUUCAUGUGCUUGGAAGUGGCUGGGACAAGACCUUGGGUGGUGACUCAUUGAACGAUUUGAUCGUCAACGAUAUGGUCAAGAAGUUGGCGGAUCACCAAAAGCUCAAGGACAAAGCUACUCCCGAACAAAUCAAAUCGCACGGAAAGACCAUGGCCCGGCUCUGGAAGGAUGCCGAAAAGGUUCGACAGGUGCUGAGCGCCAAUGGUGAUACCUCUACGAGCUUCGAGGGUCUUUACGAUGAUGAAGUGAAUUUCAAAUAUAAGCUCACUCGAGCCGCAUUUGAAGAGCUCGCUGCUGAGCAUAUUGCUCGUGUUGGCGGUCCUCUUGAACAAGCCCUCUCAGCCGCAGGCUUGACGCUGAGCGACAUCGACUCAGUGGUUCUUCACGGAGGGGCUAUUCGGACGCCCUUUGUUCAAAAGGAGCUGGAGAAGGUCUGUGGAUCUUCUAGCAAGCUGCGCACCAACGUCAACGCCGAUGAGGCUGCGGUCUUUGGUGCAGCCUUCAAGGGUGCGGCCCUCAGUCCCAGCUUCCGAGUGAAGGAGAUUCGAGCCAGCGACGCGGCUAGCUAUCCCAUCGUUCUGAAGUGGCAAAUGGAUGGGAAAGAGCGCAGCCAGAAGCUAUUCACCGCCGUCUCCCAGGUCGGUCCGGAAAAGCAAGUGACUGUGAAAAACCUGGAAGAUUUUGAAUUGAGCUUCUACCAGCAAGUGGGUGAGCAGAGUUUGCCUGUUCUCAGUGUGCAGACUCAAAACUUGACGGCAUCAGUGAACAAGCUGAAGGACUCCUUUGGCUGCACCACCGCCAACAUUACCACCAAGUUCAACAUUCGGUUGAACCCUGUUAAUGGUCUCCCCGAAGUGACCGGCGGGAAUGUGAGCUGCGACGUCGAGGUUGAGAAGAAGGGCAGCGUCGUCGAGGAUGUCAAAGGUUUCUUCGGUCUUGGUUCCAAGAAAGGCGAGCAAGAGCCGCUCGCGGACGGUGAGCCCAGCGAAUCUAUCACCCUCGAACCUGAGGCCGAAUCAUCGACCACAACCUCCGCCGGCUCUUCCUCAACCACGACUGCCAAGGAAGCCGCAAAACAAACCACCCAAGUCAAGCUUGAAAUUAUUCCUAUCAACUUGGUCUCGAGUCAGCUAGGAACUCGGGCUCCUUCAGUUGUGGAGAUGGCUCGCAUCAAGGGUCGCCUGGCCGCGUUUGAUGCUUCCGACCGAGACCGUGUUCUUCGCGAAGAGGCUCUCAACGAACUCGAGUCUUUUAUCUACAAAAGCCGUGAUCUUGUUGACAAUGAGGACUUCCUCCAUGUGAUGAAGGAAGAUCAAGUGGCCGUCUUGCAGGACAAAGUUGCCAAGGCAAGCGACUGGCUGUAUGAGGACAGCGACAAUGCCAAGACGGCUGAUUUCCAGUCGAAGCUGAAGGAUCUCAAGGCCAUCGUCAAUCCUGCCCUGAAACGCAUGAAGGAAAACUCCACGCGCCCUGCUCGAGUCCAGCUGCUCCAGGACAUGCUGAAAAAUGCCGAAUCCAUGAAGCAAAUGAUCGAGAAUCAGAUUGCGGCUGACGAGCAGUCAUACUCGUCCUCGCUCUCUGCAACCAGUACCACUACCACCGAGGGAACGGAGACUAGCUCUGAAGCAACUCCGUCCCCCUCCAAUGCCGAGGACCUUCUCGAUGAGCUUGACGACGACUUGAACUCGUCCGCGGCGUCUUCCUCGUCUUCUUCGACCGCUUCGAAGACCUCUACCAAGUCCUCGGCCACCGCUCAACCCACCGGACCCAAGUACACUCUCUUCACUCCGAUGGACAUGAUCGCUCUGAACUCCAUUUACGAGUCAACCAAGCCUUGGCUUGAGACUCAGCUUGAGACGCAGGAGAAGUUGACCGACUCGGACGACCCCGUACUCACAGUCGCAGAGAUCGAUUCUCGCUUGCGGGAAUUUGAGCGCGUGCUGAACCGCAUGUACGAUCGCAUGACGGCUGCUGCGGGUCGCGAGGCCAAGAAAGACAAGAAGGAGAAUGGUCAACAAAAGAAGAAGAAGGCGUCUAACGAAAAGGCUAAGAACAAGGAGAAGACCAAGGAAGAGAAGAAGCAGAAGAAGCAGCAGAAGGCUAAGGACGAGGCUAAGGAUGAGCUGUGA